Schistocerca gregaria is the source of this 9348-nucleotide messenger RNA. RefSeq lists its product as uncharacterized. The transcript has 30 exons. Lineage: Eukaryota; Metazoa; Arthropoda; Insecta; Orthoptera; Acrididae. Bases 520 to 6339 code for a protein of 1939 amino acids. The record is from RefSeq and is a predicted model, not a curated record.
AGUGUGAAUUAGCGUUUACUUGCACAGCCUACUGUACGUGUAGUGUCUGAACACUGCCAGCCAGCCAAAGAGAUUAUCCAUGGUGUCAGCUGACUGGGACUAUCAUGUUGCGUGUUUGUAUUGUUGUAAUAUGUUUACACCCCAAUUGCCGAACACAAACAAUUUAAUGUCAAUGAAAAUAGUCCAAUAAGUGGUCUUCACUUCAUGAAUGACAACUAAAAACUGACGGAAAGUAAAUGAAUUUGGUGCAUGAGUGGUACAACUAUUCAUUAAGGUCAAUGAUUUAAGAUCGUAAACAAACACGGAACAGAGCGACGUAAGGCGUUCAAAUUACAUAAGUACUUCGAAUGGGGGAUAAGACUUACGUUUCGAGUCCUAGUUUCGCUUACACAGUUACUGAAACGGAAUGGUGCCCCAAGAAUGAGAAUAAUAAAACACGAUAAUUUUGCAUUUAUGUGUACUAUUACUGCUGUGUGCGUGCGGGGUGUCGAAUGGUGUAAAACCUGCCCACAGUAAUAAAUGAGAGCUCAAGACAACACAAUGGAGAAGGGAUUCGAGCUUGGUGAUCCAGAUCGCAAAUUUUUCGAACUGAAACGACUGGUUUCUGUGAGCAGCAUUCGACUUGCUACCCGUUACGAGGUUGGAAGGAGACAGCUUCUCGCAUUUGUCAUAGGGUCAGGUGAUCUCUGUUUGUACUACCUUUGCAAUGAAGAUAAUGAGAAGCCCGUUAUGCGACACAUCCCAUGGUACCAAGAUAAUAGCCGUAUGAUCUCAGCCAUGUGUUUUGAUCCUUCAGGCUCAUGGCUGCUUGUUGCAAGCUGUGAUGGAACACUUGUCAUUGUACCAGCACUGGCUUUGGUGGACAGUGCUAAAGCCAAAGAUCACCAGUGGUCUACGACAGAAGUGACAGUUUUUCCUUCAGUCACCUCUCCCCCUGCUGCUUCAUUGUCUGCUAGCAGCUUGGCUAGCUCUGUCAAUGGAAGUCCACUCACUACUCGCCGUAUUUCAGCAGCUCGACCAACAGCAGUUGUGUGGUGGCAGAGCAUUAUGGGCUGCCAUCAUACAGCUAUUGUAGGAACAGAAACUGGAACCAUAUUUUUUGUGAAUCUCUCAACAGGUGUCCAAGUGGGCACAACCUAUGUAAGAGAUGCUAUAACUGAACUACACAUGUGCCAAGACAACAGUCUCGAUGUGAUCUUCUUACUGAUCACUUGUAUUAAUCACAGUCAAUGGAAGCUGCUUCUGGAACAGCGCACCACGGGAUACACUUGGCCUGUUGACAGUGCCAGUCAUGCCAAGUCAUACAGCACCAGCAGUCAGUCUCAGUCUACAAUAGUCGAAUCUGAUGCAAAUGGGAAAAGUCUCCCCAGAUCACGUCUCCAGGGACUGAAACAGUUAUCAGUUGAGAAAUUGACCAGCAUUCGCAACAAAUUGGUUGAGACACGAUCACGAGGGAUAGCUGUAGUGCAGCAUGUACGGAGAGAAAGCAGCAGUAGCAGCAGUGAUGAUGCAGCAUCAUCACAACAGAGAAAGUCUUCUAUGACGUCUUCUACAUUUAGUGAAGUUUCAUCAUCAUUUGUAACAACUGGACCAUUACCUGAAUCUCUGAGUGCCCAUGUUGGUGAAACAUUUUUGAGCCCACAAUAUGCAAGGGGACGAUACCUCCUUUCUGGUUAUUACACGCCUUCCAGCAUCCUUACUAUUCAUGGAAUGGAUCUUGAAGUUGUCCCACUGUUUGUCCACAAAUUACCUCCUGAGUGUGGAUAUAUUCUGGUCACUGAUAGAUUUCUGUUUGUCACCGACAGCAAAAAUGAAAAACUGUCUGUUAUUUCAACACAGUUGUCAGAAAGCAGACUUGAUGGUGACACGGAUUACAAUCCUGACUCGGUGAUAAAUUCAUUUGGGUUUAAAGAUGAUGAAAGAAUUUUAAGUGUGUUUAAACACUCUGCAUCCUACCAAAGAAAAGAAGAAACAAACAGACAAGGGGAUACAGAACAGAGUGAAAGUAGGAAGGAUGACAGAUAUAGGAAGUAUGCAAAAGAUGUGGACAAACAAGGGGGUCAAUUUGUAUUACCACAAAAAGUUAGUGACCUGAAAAUUGAUGCUCCAUCUAUUGACAGCGUUAUUAUUGUUACCAAUCAUGGGCUGUAUGAAGUAAAAUUGAGCCAUCCUCCUGUUGAGAUAUUUAUGGAACUGAUAUUAGAACAUUCUGAAAUAGAACGAGCUGAACGUUUGGCACUCAUUUUUGGCCUCAAUCUGCAACAGCUACUGGAAAUGGCUGGAGAUCUCAAGCUAUCAGCAAAGGACUUUCCUCAGGCCAUUGCUCUCUACAAACUCUCUAGAUGCCGACAUCUGAAGAGUGUAUUAAAGUUUGCUGUGGCAGGACAUUCUGCAGAACUGCUUGGCUAUAUAAAUCUACUGUUAGAGACAACUGGACUUGAUCUCACCACGCCAGAGCGUAUCCAUCUCGCUAAUUUGGCUGUAAUGGCACAUUCAGAGCAAGUCUUACGUGCUACUGCAGGAAAACCAUCACUUUUGAGAAAAUAUUUGAAGUUCUUAUGUGAGAAUCCUCAUUAUGAUGAGGUACUUGCUGUCAAUGUUGCUGGACAAACUGGUUUAUGGGAUGUUCUACAUUAUCUUUGUGGCCAAAGGGGACUUCAGUUUGAGGUGCUAGAGGUCCUGGCUAAGGCAGUCCAAUCUUCUGAAUUUUCUCAGCACAAUACUGUAAUGGCUCCUUUUAGCUCUGCAUUAUGGCGCUGCUUGAGUGAACCUUCACUGCUUCAAGCCCUUAUAUGUCGACCAAUACAAGCGGGCCACCAUCUACAAUUUGUUAGUACACAUUUGCCAUACCUGGGACAAGAAGUGUUGGAGAGAUUGGCUGCAUUAUAUGAUCCGUCAUCACCCGUACUUUGGCCUGCUGUGACUCGACUACUAUUAUCCAGACAACAUAAAAAUUCUUGCAGCAGUUCCUAUUCAGGUCAGGAAUCGUUUGACAUCACAGACAGUAAUGAAGAUCAGAGCAUACCAAUACAGAAGAUGAUAACUGUAUUUUUGAUCAUAUUAUUAUACCUUGCGAAGCAGCGAAACAAACAUCACGUGUAUUUGCCAGAGCUGAUGGAGAGAAUAUCUCUGCAUAAGGAUCAGCAAACAGAGGAUGUUCCAUUUAAAAAAAAUGCUGUGAAUGUGGCAACAAACAUGUUGAGUGCUGGUUUUGCUCAUGUUGCUGUUGUUCGUAAUUCUACUGUGUAUACUUGGGGAAAUGCAGCUCAAGGAUGCCUGGGUACUGGUCCAACAAUGUCUCGCUUUGGCACUCCUCAUGGCCUCUCACUGUUCCCAAAUCUGAAGGUGGAGGUGAGCGCUGUUGCUUGUGGGCGCCAACACACUCUUGCUCUUACAAGCAAUGGGGUUUAUGCAUGGGGAUCAUCACAGUUUGGACAGCUUGGCAUUGGAAGUACAGGGCAGUCUUCAACUCCAAUCCUCAUCAGUGGACUUGCAUCAGAAUUAAUUACUUCCAUCUCUGCAGGGCAAUACCAUUCACUUGCCCUUACAGCUGAUGGCAGGGUUUAUUCUUGGGGUUGGGGUGUACAUGGACAACUUGGUAUUGGUUCAAUCGAAGAUGCUCUCCAUCCAAAACUAGUGAAGCGUCUAAAUGGACAGGUUGUGAAGCAGAUUAGUGGUGGCCAUGGCCAUUCUCUUUUCCUCACUGAAACAGGCGAAGUAUUUACUUGUGGUUCAAGUGUCUUUGGGCAAUUAGGAAAUGGAGGAAAUAUCAAGAGUUCCACACCAGUACUAGUGUCGUCUCUCCCAGAAACCUGUGUUCUUGUAUCAACAGGAUACUUUCAUAAUCUGGCUUUAAGUACAUCUAACAAACUGUACUGCUGGGGCUCUAGUCCUCAAGUACUUCGUCUUCAAGCCCAGGCUCACAAAAAAGCACGAUUAAUGCAAAAGCAUACUGCCCCAGCAGCUGACAAAGCUCCAUCUCCACCAGCAUCACCACAUGCGGCAGUUGUUGUCAGCCCAACUAUGGAAUUCAAGGGCUUGGCAGCAAUGGGAACUGAACUAGUAGCUGAUCAUUCAAGUUCACCUCAACGAACAUCGUCUGAUGUAUUGAGUGAUAAAGAAGGGCAACAUCAUCUGCUCCCCCAGGAAGUGGACACGUCAUUAGUUACUGGAACAAUAGUUCAGUUGUCCUGUGGCUGCCAUCAUUCAGCACUGUUAACGUCUAAUGGUACCCUGUAUGUCUGGGGCAGAAAUCUGGAUGGUCAGCUGGGCACUGGUUCACGGAAAGAAGUGUUAAUACCAACACCUGUUGCAUCCCAGAAAAAGCAGUCCCCUGCAUCAACAGUUAUCUGUGGAGGCAUUCCUGAAGACAGUCAGUUACAGCAGGUUAGCUGUGGCUGUGAAUUCACUACAGCAUUAGAAGCAGCAAGUGGGCGUCUGUGGGCAUGGGGCAGCAAUGCUCAUGGCCAGCUGGGCAGGCCACCUUUAGAAGAGGGCAAGGCACUCGAGGGUCGCCUCAUCAUGCUGAAGACAUCAAAACGUGUCAUUAAAUUGCCACAAGGUGCUCAUAAUGCUUGUGAUAUGCCACAGGAAGUGACAGGAGUUCCAAGUAACAGCAUCUCUUUUCAGGCCCAGCCUCAAGGACCAGUUUUUCGGCAGCCGUGUCCAUCACUGAAUAUUGAAGAUCCACCAUAUGGCCCAAGGACCCUGCAUUUUGCUUUGCAACACUUCCAUGGGCAUUAUGAUUCUGCAGCACUCUUAAGCAAGUGUGUUGAGCUGGAGAACUACCAGGCAGCUGCAAAACUUGCAUUGUUGGGCAGGAUGUAUCACCAGGCACUAUCUUUCCAGUUAAAGGCUUUGACUCUAGCUGUUGCUUCAGAUACCAGUAAGAUUUCCUCAGAGGAAAUUACUAUUCCUGAAGCAAGCACUCAUUCGAGUUUUGAAGAAUGCCAACCAUCUGGAAAGAUGAAUGUUUUCUCUUCUACCAACAAGCAUCAUGAAACUGCAGCUGAUAAAGACAUCUGCACUAGUAAACAUUCUAUUAACAAAGACAAAGAAAAAUCAAAAAUGGAAUUUAGUGAAAACCAUGUAGAAGAGACAUCGCAACUCCAACAGUCGUCAGAAUUUACAGAAGGGGACAGUGAAUAUUCUGUUUCUGAACAUUGUAGAACAGAUGCCGAAUCAAGUCAGGAUAUUAGUGUGAGUUCUACACCAGAGAAUCUUCUCUCUUUGGAAAUUCACCCAUUUGCUAUUCAGGGAGGGAAGGAGCAGAUGUCUGAGGAGACUCGGUACCUUAUGAGUCCAGAUUCUCCAUCAUCACUUCCCCCAGGGUUGCAGACUCCUGAUCUAACAAGCUCCCUUGGUAGUGAUGAAAGGUGUCCUUCAGUAGCACCUGAUGUGCUGUUUAACAGUGCUCUUGCAGGCAUUCAUGAUGAGAGUAAUGCAAACUCUUCACAUUGUAAUCAAGCUGAAGAUUCUAAAAUAAUGCCAGAAGUAAGAGUAAAUGGUAAUACAGAAUUAUUGUCCUCCAAGCAAUUGACUGUCCAGGAAAGCAAUGCCGAACAGGCUUUGCUGGAAAAUAUCACAAAGGAAAAGGAAAGUAGUAAACCUGACAGUUUUCCAGGAAAAGCUCCUACAAUUUCAGAAGCAGAUUCCAGUAGUUCUGGUCUUUUGACUAGAAAUGACAUUGUAAAACAAGUGACAGUAAUUAUGGAAUAUUAUAUAUCUGUUAUGGAAGAGGACAGCCAUACAGCAAUGAGUCAUCUUCUCCAGGAGGGUAUAGAAUUUUGGUUGCAGAAUGCUCUACCGGUGAAUCAUCUAGAAGAUCUGCUGCUGAAAUACAUGUCCAAACUAUUUUUUCCUCUUGGCCUUCAACUUUUCUGCAAGGAAGAUGCUGCAGUAUCUCUCAGUCACUUGUCUCCCGACUUCUGCCUCCAGCUGAGUGCUGCUCUGCUGAACAAUAUUGAACAAACCAAGAGAAUUCCACAUGAAUUUGCUGAAGUUCUUGCUGAAGUUGUGGCACCAUCUCAAGGAACUGUAAGUGACAAGGAUAGUAAAUGUGUUGGUACAGAUCAGUUAAUGGAAACAGUACUGUCCAGUAUCACAGAUUCAAGCCUGUUAAGCCUCAGUGUUAAUCCUUCCACAGAGUCGGUAGUGAAUGGAGAACAGUUGCUUGCUUUCACCUGUGGGCAUCAAUGUCCUCAAACAGUAACACGUGUUCCAGAAUGUCCAGCUACAUCACGUGUUUUACAGGAACUUUAUGCGAGCACAACACCACCUCUUGCAUGUCCCCAUUGUGUAAUGGGAUAUUUACAAGAAAGAAAGGCAACUGAAGUCUGAAACAAUCAGGGUGGCAGGCAGUCUACAAUGUUGAUCGGUCUCUGUGGUUUAUACAAUCAUAAGCAUUGAAGAAAAUCUAUUUUAUUGUGAUAAAAAGUACGCUUAUUGGUCCAUGUCCUUUUUAUAAAUGCAUCACUGAACAUUAAACAUUGAAGAUUUGUAAAGACAAUGUAAUCCUUGACUUAUAGAGUUUUAUAGUCAAUUGUGACAAUGAAACAUUUUAAUGUUGCCUGCUUGUGGAUAUGCAGAUAACUUUAGAAUUACUCUGAGAGCUUUGAGUGUGUGGUGUGGAUAGUGUGAAUAAGGUGGCACUGAUUUAUGGUAGGAGAGAAGCCUAAAUCAAAAUUUGGAUAGUGACUGACAAAUUUUUGUCUAUAAGCAGAAGGAGAAUGGAAAAUAGUGCAAACAAGUGUUCACUGAUAGCAAAAUGAAGAAGUAUAGAGCAUGACUAUUCUCUACUGAUUUGGGAAAAUUAUCUAAUUUCUUGAAAAAGAGAUCUGGGUUCAAAUAAUUUUUGAAGAGGAGAGGACUCUCUCAAAAUUUCAGAAGCCUUUAUAAAUAAUUUUGUGUGUAAUCACAGCAUGUAUAAAAACUUGUUAACUUUUGAUAUAGGAACUUGUUUCUUGGUUGCGCAUGAUGGCCACUGUCAUAACAUGUAAGUUAUCAUAAGUGUAUAAUGUUUACAUACAAAGAAACUGUCUUAGCUCUACCUGGAACGAGCAUCCUCACUAGUCAUUGGAGUUAUAGUCUGGCUGUAAUCUCAAUGAUUCAUCUCCCUUGUUAAUCAUGUUGCAUAUUGUAGAAAGUUUUGCAUUCAAUGUAAUGCAGCCAAAACCAUGAGUCAGCUGGGUAGCACUUCUUCAUGAAAAAUCCUUGAUUCUUUGGAAUUUUUCAUCUCCAGUCAUGCAAAUGAAAUUCAACAUACAGGUACAGGUGCCUGGAGGCAGCUUUUAAAAUUGUUAAAGUGUGUGACAGCAUUUUUGGAAUUCAUUUCCAAUCAUCUUCAGUUUGAUGGCUGGGAAAGAAAACACUCAUUAUUGUAAUCUUAAAUAGAAAGAUUGAACUUAUCUUGAAUUGCAAACGUUACAUGUCUACAACAAAUAUCAAUUCAAAUUCAAAAUAUUGUUUUAUUCUGAAUAUUAUGUUACAUGCUUACUGUAAGUGGUAUGUAUUACAAAAGGAAGCUAGAUAGAGGAAAAGUAUAUCUAUUGGAAUGUACAAAUCUUUAGUUGGGCUUGUGGCAGCAUGUGUAAAUUUCUUUCCUUCUCUCUAGGAAAACUUUUGUCUUUCAUAUUAAACAGCAAUGUACUAAGUCAUAAUUUGUGUAUUCUCUGAAUUCAGCGUAAAGUUUUGAUGUGAGUGUUAAAAACAUAGCAGAAAUACAGUAUUUAACUGAACCUGAGUUCAUCGAAAUGUGUUAGUGUUAUAGGUCAUCAUUUGUACUACAUAGUGUCAGAAACUGUACCUACAUGUUCAGUUUCACAUGUUCAUGUGAAGUUUUUGCACAAGGGUAUUAAGAAAGAGUUACAAGUCUUUCAGAAUAUUUAUCCUAGUCACAGAAUGUUUUAUCAGUUUUGAGAUACAAAUUACAGUUACUAUUGUUAUCUAUCAUUAUAUUGUGUUUUUCUCUUUAGUGGUUCUUAGGAUUAACAAUAGUAUUUUAGAGGUCAUUUUUUAUGUAAAUAAACCCUUUUUUGUAUGUUCAUUGAAUUCAGGUGCAUAGAGGUUAAAACAAAGUCAAUAUGUUGCUCUCUAACAUUGUUCUAGUCAUUUAAAAUUUUCUCAAAUGACAAAUGAUCAUUUGAGAUGAUGUGUACAUAUUUAACUGUCUUAUAUAAUGAAACUGAGCAUAAGUACAAACUUGCUACUCUUUAUUGGGCUGUAAAAUACUUAAAGGCAGUUAGAAUUAAAGAAACAUAUGUAAAGGAUCAUGUAUUAAAUGUUCAACAUACUCGAAUGGUUCAAGAGUGCAUGUAUCACUACAAAACCACUUGUUGUCAGUUAUCCAUUUCAUGUUUCCAGACAAGUAAUAAAUCCACAUGUAUUCAUAACUGAAUGUGGUAAUAACAAACUGCUAAUAUUUAUAAACAGAGCCAGUACAACAGUAAAAUGAAAUCCUUUCAGGCCAGGCAUUCAUGAUAUGGUCAUAUUAUUUUCUGCAGCCCAUACGAAAUAUCAAAUUGAAACUAGGCAGAUGUAUAAAUUUCAACAUCAGUUUUAAGUAGUACCAAUUCAAAAUGUUUGGUUAAAUUAUUACUAGUGUUCAUUAUUGUUCAUAAUUUAUGUAAAUGUCUUCCAGAGUAAUUUUAGAUUUGAAUGAGACAUAAUGAAAGAUGUCAUAUUCAAUAUGUAACUUUUAUUUUCAUAAUAACUGCUUGCUGUGGUAUGGUUGCACCUGAUUUGCUGGCUCAUUUUUAUUAAUUCAUAGAUGUUAAAAAGAACUUGCUCCUCCAAAAACGUAUAAUUGUACAUAUAACAUCAGGAAACUGGGAUAAUCUGUAUGUAGAUGAUAGAAGACAACCAUAUCAACUCUCUGUAAUUAUAUUUUUAAAUGCAAUCUUAAUUUAUGUCAUGAAUAUUAUUACAUAAUAACUUUUCCUGUUAAAAUUAUUGUUUUUGUCUGAAGGUUGUGAUGUAUAAUAUUUGCAAUGACUACAGCAACACUGUUGGAUUUUUUAUUUUUUUUUUUAUUUUUUUAUUUUUUUUUUUUUUUUUAGAUAUAACACUCACUCGUGUGAGUAGGUGUAUCUUCAUGUCUAAUUUAAAAUGUAUAUCCUACCAUUUACGUGAGACUGCUUGUCAUCAUUAGUACUUUUAACGGUAGUCGUUGUCUCUUGUCUAGAAAAUGUGUGGAGAUUUGUCAUUGUAUAAUACCAUUAUGAAUAUUAUCUCUUAUAAAAAAUAGUAUACCCAUUAAUUUUGAGAGACAGUUUAAAAUGUGAGAUAACAGAUAAUCUGGUCUCUUAUGAUGUGCCCUAAGAAUUUGAAAAUAUAUACAUUUUAUUAUAA